AUUGAACUCUCGGCGCCCUCUUUUUUCUUCCCUGGGCGUAAAUCUCCUCGCUGCCGCUUUCUUUGAUGAAAACUGAGGAAAGAGCGCCUUCGCUUCCCUUUCUUUUCAUGAGUUCGCCUCAGAAAUGCUAGGGAUUAUUUUAGUGUGUGCCGGCGGCGGCGGAGAGGAAACCUCUUCACUUCGGCGGAGGGAUUCCUACCGGAGACUUGUCCGAGGCCGAUUUGUAAGGAAGAAGUUCUGGCGCGCAGUUCGUUUGUCGCGCGAGUGAAAGGAAGCGGCGGGGGCUGCUGCGCUUUUACGGGAGUGGCCCGAGAGAACCGGCGAUGGGCUCCCGGCAGAGGCAGGAGUCGCUCCUUCGGUUCCACAGCCUCCUCCUGCGGUGAGUGUUUUCCUCUCCACACCUUUUUCCUUUGACUUCUCUCUCCCCCAUGUGCCCCUCAUGACACGCUGCAAGUGUCUUGAGGGCGGGAGGUGCCUUCGCCACUUACCUUCACGACAACCCUGCAAGGUAGGGCUGCUGCAGAGUAAUAGUUUCCAGCACAAGGAACGCGUGGUGAUCUUGUUGUUGUUUAGUCGUGUCCGACUCUUCGUGACCCCAUGGACCAGAGCACGCCAGGCACUCCUGUCUUCCACUGCCUCCCGCAGUUUGGUCAAACUCAUGCUGGUAGCUUCGAGAACACUGUCCAACCAUCUCGUCCUCUGCCGCCCCCUUCUCCUUGUGCCCUUAAUCUUUCCCAACAUCAGGGUCUUUUCCAGGGAGUCUUCUCUUCUCAUCAGGUGGCCAAAGUAUUGGAGCCUCAGCUUCAGGAUCUGUCCUUCCAGUGAGCACUCAGGGCUGAUUUCCUUCAGAAUGGAUAGGUUUGAUCUUCUUGCAGUCCGUGGGACUCUCAAGAGUCUCCUCCAGCACCGUAAUUCAAAAGCAUCGAUUCUUCUGCGAUCAGCCUUCUUUAUAGCCCAGCUCUCACUUCCAUACAUCACUACUGGGAAAACCAUAGCUUUAACUAUAUGUACCUUUGUUGGCAAGCUGAUGUCUCUGCUUUUUAAGAUGCUGUCUAGGUUUGUCAUUGCUUUUCUCCCAAGAAGCAGGCGUCUUUUAAUUUCGUGGCUGCUGUCACCAUCUGCAGUGAUCAUGGAGCCCAAGAAAGUAAAAUCUCACUGCCUCCAUUUCUUCCCCUUCUAUUUGCUAGGAGGUGAUGGGACCAGAGCCAUGAUCUUCGUUUUUUUGAUGCUGAGCUUCAGACCAUAUUUUGUGCUCUCCUCUUUCACUCUCAUUAAAAGGUUCUUUAAUUCCUCCUCACUUUCUGCCAUCAAGGUUGUGUCAUCUGCAUAUCUGAGGUUGUUGAUAUUUCUUCUGGGAUUCAUCCAGCCCAGCCUUUCGCAUGAUGAAUUCUGCAUAUAAGUUAUUAUGGGGACACUUUGUCCAGUUGUUGUAAUUCGCUUUUGCACCAUUCGCAAGGAGACAACUAUGAAGUCUACUGGCCAACCACAGCCUCUCGCAGGAGCGAGGAGGAAAUGAGGAGAAAGAGACCUAUGUAAUGGGCUUCACCUUGAAAAAAAUUAAAGAAUUGUCCAGUAGCACUUUAGAGACCAACUAAGUUUGUUCUGGGUAUAAGCUUUCUUGUGCAUUCACACUUCUUCAGAUAUACUGAAGCCAGACCCUUAUAUAUAAUGGGAGGGUGGGGUGGGGUUUUUCAAAAAAGGGUAGUAGGAGAGGGGUGGGUGACUCAAUGGGUAUGGUAAACCCGUUGACGACUACUGAAUUUAGUACUACAGGAAAAAGCAAGGGAUAGUAUGCAGAUGACAAAAAAAUUAGCUUUAGGAUAUGUAAUGAGACAAGAAUCCAGUACGUAUCUCUCCUUGGAGGAAAGGUGGGGGUGCAAUAAAUAAUUGAAUGUUCUUAUGUCAUUCUGUGGUGCAUUUCUUUGUGUGUGUGUAUAUUUAUUAAGUUUUCUGUUUUACAAUUUAAAAUAUUCAUUAAAUAACCUUAAAAUGUCAAUGACUUCCAUUCUUCUCUUUCUGUAGUUCAAUUUGCAUAUCAUAAAUCCCUGUAUAUUUUACAUAAACUAAACCAUUCAGUAUUCCAUUAAUACAUGCAUCAAAACAGUUUAUCUUAAUGCUGCCAGUGUUUUCAAGUGUGCAGAGUUUCCCCCCAUAUAUUCAAUAAACAUUUUCCAAUCUUCUUUAAACGGAUGUUCUUCUUGUUCUCAUUCUAUAUGUUAGGUCCGCAAGCUGCACAUAUUCCAUCAGUUUAAGUUGCCAUUCUUCUUUAGUUGAGACCUCGCUCAUUUUCCGUUUUGGGGCUACUGUGGUGCAUUUCUUAAUGUCGAGUGGUGCAGAAACUUUGGGUUUUAAAAAUAAUGAAAAAUAAUGCCCUGGUAAUGCAUUACUUUUUAAAAAUUUGCCUCUUGCAGUUAUGGUUGCAAGUUAAAUAAGGAACAGGUGAAUCUGCUCCAGAGUGCUGGUUUUGGGCCAAGCAAUGAGUGAGAAUUGGAACCUGGAGCUCUCUGGCUAAAGUCUAGCACUAGGACAAGGGUGGAAGAAGGGCAGGCAUGGGCAGGUGUCAAGGCUUUGUCAUCGUAAUCGCGCACCAAGGAUGAUACAGUACACUGCUUAAUAUAAAUAUAAAUGUAUCUAUUGUAUAUUGCUACCAGGUCUGCAACUUAUCAAAUAAGCUUACAACAUUUAAUUUUGUUGCAAGUUCCUUCUGUGGAAUGGGCCUUCUGCGAUACCUGUGACAGUUCCUUGGAACCUGCAGGUGGUUCCCUAGAAAUUAACGUCUGGCUCUUUCUACCUCCUGCUUGCCCCUAAUUAACCAAGAUACAAGGCACGGGUUGGGGUCAGGCCCACAAAGGGAUAAGGCUGUGCAAAACAAGCUUGAUUCUUAGUCAGUGGGAGCCCACACAAUGCUGCCAUGAGAACAUAGAAGAGCCAGCUGGAUCAGGCCAAUGACCCAUCUAGUCCAACAUCCUGGUUUCACAGUGGCCACCCAGAUGCCUAUGGGGAACCCGCAAGCUGAAUAUGAGCUCAACAGCAAUUCUCAGCAACUGGCAUUCAGAGGUGUUCUGUGGAGGUUCUACUGUGAAGAACCUUCAAUGGAGGUAAAAUGUAGCCAUUGUGGCUAGUAGCCAUUGGUAGCCUUGUACUCCACAAUUUAUUCUAAUCCUGUUUUAAUGCCAUCUAGAUUGCUGGCCAUCACUGCCUCCUGUGGGAGUGAGUUCCAUAGUUUAACUGUGCCAAAUGCUUCCUUUUAUUUUCUCCUGCUGUGGAUGGGUGCCAUUCUGGCUUAAGGGAAACUGCAAAAUGCUGCACUCGCUUGGAGAUACUGUUGGCAAGGAGUCUUGUCCUGAACUUUUAGUAACAGCUUGACAGGCAAAAAUUAAAUGGAUGUGAGCAUUUUUCUACUGCUGCUUAAUUAAUGUUUAAUGAUUGGAGGUGGGAGUGGAAUAGCAACCUUAAGACAGAUGGUGAUUUUAGCAGUAUUUGUACAGUUUACUGACAGUGUUACCAGAAGAUUAUUAGGGUUGGCCUGCAAAAUAUUUCUGUUGAAGUCUGUUCAUUAAUUCAGAAAACCAAAUACUAUAAAUUACUUAUGUUACAGAGUAUAUGAGGAAGGAAAAAAGAAUAUCAACCAAGGACCACUUACCUUUGAGGUAAGAAUGUAUAAUUUCUCCCAAAAACACCCAUUGUGUUUUACAACAGUAGAUGAAAAUGUAUAGUUCUGCACUUGUGGGGGUCCUAAUUUAGAGCUACAUUCAGAAAAGGAGGAGGAGGAGAAAUCUAUGGAUUAAUCUGAUUGACAAACUUUAAAAUUGUAGUAUUUCUGAAUCUGAGAAAUUCAUCUGAUUGAUUUGAAAUGGCAAAUCAACUCAUGCUAUAAGAACAGCUAUUGAGUAAAUUUCAUUCUGUGCCUUGGAAGUUGAGAUGUUGUAAUGAACUCUUAACAGUUUUUUGUAAGGAAAAUAUAGAUCUCUCAUUUUUGCCAUAUCGUAGACCAUUAUCUCAAGAUUUUUGAUGUAGCUUUGGUGCUUUUGCCUUAAAGAGAUGCUUCCUUGACAUUGAUCAGCCUAAUUUUAAAGUAUGUGUACGCUGCUGUGUAGAUUAAGGCUGCAAUGUAGUUCAGUAGGAGAUAACCUUCAUCAAAUGUGAAAAGUCCAACUCUGGAUCACCACAGAAGAAAACUCAUUCUUAGUGUCACUUCAUAUAGAUUUGCUUCAUGUAUUGAUGCUCUAAGUUAAUUAUAGCAGAUAAUGUUCUAUUCCUCAAGUGUCAUUUAAAUGCUUCCCAAAGCUGUGCUGCAGAAAUUAAACUGUUUGUUCUUCCAGGCUGAUGUGCAAGUCUAUUUGAUUCAGGAAGGAUGUAUAAAUCCCUUGGAGAGCUUCUGGGACAGGAAUGAUACAAUGUUCAUUAUGGAGAAAGUAGUAUGUUUAGUGUCUUUAUUUUAAAAAAAAACAUUGAGCUUGUUUUUGUCUGAGUGGUAAUCAUUCUAACACAAUUGCUUAUUCUUAUAGAGACCUUGUGAAGAAAGGCAAGAGCUGGAAGAGCAGCAGAUAGGUGACCCUUCUAUUUCUAGGACUUUCCCGAAAGAGAAUUCUUCAGCACUUGCUUUACCCCUUCCAAGAGCAAGGUGUGUGAAUCCUAAUUUUUAUAUUUUUAUUGAAAAGAAUGCACUUUCUUAACAACUAACAGAAGACUAAUUGUUUAUUAUGCAGGUCAACUACUGUAAUUGAAUGUGUAAACUUCUGAGAAAUGCUGGAAACAAAUGUUUCAUGAUGGCCUUAGUAGGCAACCACCUGUAACUCCUCUAAGAGGAGCCUAUGUUAAAUUUGCAUGAAGAUAAUAGCUUUUAUUACACGUGAGACAUAAAUUAGCUUUCUUUGAUUUGGGAUAGCUUGCUAUUGCAUGCUGAAUUGUAAGAUCAAAUGAUCCAGCCCAGAAGCUAGUGGCUUGGUUUGGAUUGUCAUAUCUCAACUUCUUAAGUUGAGAUGUGUACUAGACUUCCCCUGUCAACCCCAUCCUUAUGCUCCCCUUUCUCAAUGCAAUGUGAUAAGCCAGGAAGUCUUCAGUUAAUCAUCAUUUCCAAUGAUGUCUGAACAAGGUAACUAUAAUUACAUUUCAUGGUUUGAAGUUGGUUUAAGAUGCUUGCUCAUUCUGAAUCUGGUAGUCAUACCAGUAACUAUAGCUUCCCAGUUUGGACAUUGCAGGAAACUGCAGUUAAUUUAAGAUGUGCCACAGCAUGCCAGCAAAAAGGAAGAAGGGUUGAGCCAGGAACAGAGCAGAUGUUCCUUCCUAUCAAGUCAGGCACCUGCAGUUUUGAUGUUUCAUCACCUGCUGAAAACAGUUCUGCUUCGCUAAGCAUUUUGAGAGAAUUAAUUUGAGUCAGUGUUUAUCAUUUAUUCUGUACUCUGUGGUGUUUUAAUGCUUUUAUUGUUGUGUUUUCUUAGAAUAGCACGUGCAUUUCUUGGUUUAUUAAGUGAAGAGGUUAUCUUCUAAAUCAGGCUACUGUGGCAUAGAAAGGAAUUAAGCAUUAUCCCCCUCAUAAUACACUUCUGACAGUUAUUGAACAUUUCUGAUGUCUUUAAGUUUGUUUCCAGGCAGUUGAUUUCAUUCUACACAAUGUCUCAAAAUCCAAAUAUGGCCCACCCCAACAUAAACGAGUCAGCACCACUUCCUCCUCUGUGGGUGCGAUGUGAUCACUCCGACCCCAAACAAACUGUCUGGCUAGGAGCUGAACCUUUCUGCACUGGAAACAAGAUUACGGGAAUCCAUCUAUACACAGUUACCUGCAAUGGUAAGAUUUUCCCUUGGAUACCUUACUUGUCAACAACCUCUUCGUUGAAUCUGAGUGAGAGGAAGUAGAGAUGUUAAGACUAUUAAUGUAACUCCCCUUUUUUUUUAGUCUUUAAAAUACAGUGUCUGCAUUUCUGGUCCAUAAUCAAAGUGUUAGUUCAUCACCUCUACUCCUGAAGAUGUUUUUCAGAAAGUGGUUGUUGGCUAUAUUGGUUAAUACAGCAUGUAGUACAGUAAACAAGUUGGGUUUUUCUUAAUUCAGAUGGUGUUACCUGGAAAUGUACCUAUUUAAUCUUGAUGGUCUGGUGGGUGUACUUUACUUGCUGUUUUAAAGAGAUGUAGACAAGUGGGUGUGUAUUACUGGUUCCCAGUAAUAAUUUUUGUCUCGGAGAAACCCAUAAUCUAGAUUCUUUUCAUAGCUUAUCAGUGUUGGGAGAGGCAGUAGGAUACUGAUAUGAGGGGAAUCUUCUGAUGCAAGCAGAUCCCAAGAGGAAACUGACAUGUUGUUCUUCAAAAGUUAGAAGACUUCUACUAAAUUCAGUUUAUUUUUAAUCCAGGUCCAAUAUCAAAUAAAAAUUAUUCAGCAGACUUGCAAGAACUAAAAGAUACUCACAGAAUGAGGAAUCACUCUUCUGACGUAGGUUUCUCUAGUUUAUUAUUAUUAUUAUUAUUCACACCUAUACAAAUAUUGGAACUACUUUAAUUUUCACAUGCACACAACUGGCGAAACCUCAAGUCACUUACUGCCUAGACCCCUAAAAUACUGAUAUUUAGGCUUAGGACAUGGCCUCUGUAAGGCUAGAGCCUAAACAAUCUGGGUCUAGCUCUUGUUUGGGAUUUAAGCCUUAAUGGGAUUUUUAUGGUAACCACUUUUUAAUUGGGUGUUUUUCUUGUUCUAAACUAUGGGUGACAUCCAAUGUUAGACAAGCAGACUUCCCCUUCCUUACCUGCCCCCCCCCAAGUCCCUUCUGCCUCAGAAAUAUGCUCUGGGAGGUCACCUUUGCAACAGCAUUCUGCAACUGUAAACUGUUAAUUCUAGUUAACAGCCUUGGCCCAGUAUACCUGAAGCAGCGUCUCCACCCCAUCGUUCAGCCUGGACACAGAGGUCCAGGGCCGAGGGCCUUCUGGCGGCUCCCUCACUGCGAGAAGUGAGGUUACAGGGAACCAGGCAGAGGGCCUGCUUGCUAGUGGCACCCGCCCUGUGGAACGCCCUCCCAUCAGAUGUCAAGGAAAUAAAUAACUAUCUGACUUUUAGAAGACAUCUGAAGGCAGCCCUGUUUAGGAAAGUUUUUAAUGUCUGAUGUUUUAUUCUGUUUUUAGUGUUCUGUUGAGAGCUGUCCAGAAUGGCCGGGGAAACUCAGCCAGAUGGGCAGGGUAUAAAUAUUUUAUUAUUAUUAUUAUAGUUGACAAUAAAGGGUUUUGCCCGUUACAAGUUCCUUGAAACCACUUCAUUAGACUCCCUCUCACUGGAGGACACCCUUAUUCCGUUGGAGAGAAAUAUAUUCGCUGAUUUUUCUUGGAACUCUGUAAAGAAGAUGGUGGAGGCCCCUCCCCUGACUUCAGCUGCCACAUUGGUAAGGAAAUCACCUCUCUUAAAAAAUUAUAGUAGCAGAGUAAAACUGUGCUGACUUAACUAUGAAUAGUGUAAAUUGACAAGCUAAUGUUAGGUAGCUUAACGUGAUAGUGCAUUAAAUGAUUUGUUAGUCUUCCUGGGCUCUAGCAAGGAUCCACAUAAAGAAUUAUGCUUUUUUUGAACUUUCAGAAGAUUCAGAUGGCAUCUGGGAGCCCCUUGAGUUCUGUGUAUGAACUGAAUAGGGAGCUGCAGUUCCUUCUUGUAAGUAUAGGUAUGAAAAUCACAUUUCAGAAGAGAACUAUUGAUCAUAUAGUAGCAAGGAUGGUUGUGUGGUUUUAAACAGCACCCUUAAAUCAAAUAAAUAUUUGUAAGAAUACGCGGGUGGCGCUGUGGGUUAAACCACAGAUGCUAGGGCUUGCCAAUCAGACGGUCGGCAGUUCAAAUCCCCGCGACGGGGUGAGCUCCCAUUGCUGAGUCCCAGCUCCUGCCAACCUAGCAGUUUGAAAGCACAAAGUGCAAGUAGAUAAAUAGGUACCGCUCCGGCGGGAAGGUAAACGGCAUUUCUGUGCGCUGCUCUGGUUUGCCAGAGUCAUGCUGGCCACAUGACCUCGGCCAAUAAAGUGACAUGAGCGUCGCAACCCCCGAGUCGUCUGUGAUUGGACCUAAUGGUCAGGGGUCCCCUUACCUUUACCAAGAAUACUCCAAUUUAAAAUUUUAAAAAAAUGUUUUGCAGUAAAGAUCAUGGUAGUUCCAGUGGUAUUUCUUUUCUUUUUAAGAAAUGGAACAAAGUAUGAAGUCCCAAGUACAGUCCUAAGCACACUUACCAAGGAGUAAGGUCAAUGAUCUCAGUGGGUCUUGUCUGGGUAAACAUAAUUGAUUCUUAGUUGAACCAAAAUCCUACCCUGAGUACAGUUUCUUGGCAGAAUUUAGACAUGGUUUUUCUAGGGGUAGAUCCUCUAUACAUUUAAAACAGUGGUUCCCCCAAAAAUUGGGGCCAUCAAUUUGGUUCCAUAAACUUAACCCCUGUGUAUCCUACCAUAACCAAUACAAAGCUCUUGAAUAGUGAUCUUUUUGUUUUGUUUACACGGUGCUGUCAAGAGUUUGGCUGAGAGCUUGAAGACUGGCAUGGCUGACUGGCCUAAACUUGUGGGGGGGAAACCAGCUGUUGAACUAGUACAGAAACUUUUGAAAGGUAACUUUGUAGUAUUCUGGAAAUGUUUGCUGUGAAAAGCUGGACAUGACCAUAGCUCAGUUGUAGAGCAUUUGUUUUGCAUACAGAAGGUCCCAUGUUCAAACUAUGACAUUUGCAGGUAGAGCUGGGAAUGCCCUCUACCUGAAAGCCUGGUGAGCCUCUGCCAGUCAGUGUAGACAAUACUGAGCUAGAUAGACCCAAUUGUCAGACUUGUUGUAAGGCAACUUCUUGUGCUUCCAAUAGAAGUAGAGGUAAAUUUGUUGUGCUCAGUAAAUGUCCAUUGCAGCCAAACUUUUUAGCAAAACUAUUUGCAUUACAUCAAUGGCAUUUGCAUUAUGUAUUGAUACUCUGCUUAUGUGUACCUUGCCAAUAGAUCUGUACUGUCAUCCUCUCUCCCACUUUAGAUUUAAAGGACAUGAUGGACGGUUUGAAGAUGCCAAACAGUAGUGAUGCUGAGGUAUUCAGAGCUGUGAAAUUUUUCAUUGCCCAUCAUUGCCAGGGCAGUUUCAAUCUGUAGUUGCUGGAUAUGUGUUGGCUGUUCAUUGUUUGGUAACAUGAUUUUACGCCUCAUAGGUGUGUAUAGGAGGGACUGUGCUAUUCAAACUCUCUUCCAGUGCAACUGCUUUUUGUUACUUUUUAAACUUAAAUACCUUUAUUUUUAUAAAAUACUGAAGCAGUCCCUUGUUAUGGUUGGGUCAUAUCCUGUUGCAAUUCAGAUUGGCACCGGCCACUUCCAUUUAUUUAUUUAAAAGUGUUCACUAAGUGGUGUGCAAUUAUUUCUAAAUGUCAUUUAAAAAUGCAAUCUAAAUAUGAAAAAAGAGCAAUAUAAAAGCAUAUAAAACAGAUACAAUAGGAAUUGGGGAAUUCUAACAAUAAAACAAGAGUCUGAUCUUCUGGGUCAAGAAAAGCCUAGGCAAAAAGAUGUCUCUACAAGACAUCAGAAGCAUAUGAUGGCUGCUGCUCUCGCAUAGGGCAAACAGAAAAAGGCAUGCCACCGAAUGGGCAGUAGCAGAAAUGCUUGUUUUCAGGUCACCACGCUAUGGUAAAAAUAUAAUAGAGCGUGAUGCAAUGAGUAGAAUUUCUCCAGAUGAUCAAAGUUACCUUACAGGUCUAUAUUGGGGCAGUUUCUCAGGUCCUGGGGUGCACUAGUACAGCUCAUUUCAGUGAUGGGGACCUAUUAAACUAGUCUAACACAGAGUCUGAUGGGUUUGGGGUGGCAUGUCUGCUCCUGUUGAUUCGCUUUGUUCAGCCUUCUCCAACCUGGUGCCAUUACCAACCUAACAUUGUGUGAUCCAAAGGAACUCUUCCAUAUUUAACUAUUUGGCCUUUUUAUUUGCUACUGCUGUUGGUUUAAAAAAAGGUGUAGUGUUUUUUGCUUCUUUAUUGUAAAUGCCCGGUGAUAGAUUUAUUUGAAGAGCAAGAUAUAAAUAACUAAAAUAAUAUUAAAUCCAUGCCUUUAUUAUGAAGGAUGAUUUUAAAAAUUAUUUUCCGAAUCUCCAGGAUGACACUGCUGCAGUUUAUGGCACCAUGAAAACACAUUUUAGCAGGAGAAGAGACAUUGAUUUUGUUGAGCAGUUCUGGUGUAAAAUAUGGAAGAGUAAGUAUGCUUCUAGAUGACCCUAGGUAUCUUUUAUUUUAAGAUUUUUAGCCUGUAAGAGAAAUGACUGAAGGUUUAUGCACUGUCCUGCUUAUUUGUUUGUUUUUCAUUUGAGCUACUUUUAAUUAACACUGGUUUUAUUUAAUGCUUUGCUCCCCCCCCAAAAAAGAUGUCACUUCAUAUGAAGAAUUGGUGAAGUGCUUCAUGUUGAUAAUGAAAGCUCUCCAGUGUGGUGAAUUGAAGACCUGGGUAUGUAAUGAUUAAUAAAGCUUACAUCUCGGGUAAACCAAUCCUAUCUAGGGCUGGUCAGACUUCAAGCUUGUGGGAUCUGCUUUUUUCCUGUAAUCCUGCUAUCUGCAAACUGGAACCAUGUGCAAAGUACUGCCUUAGAAAGUGGAGCAGGUAUAUCCUUAGAGUUAAGGAACAGGGCAUACGUUGGUGCCCAGGAAUUCGUUUUCAAUGCCAGAACCUGAGCUUGCUUUCGUUCUGCUGAAAAAUCCAUUCCUCCAGCCCACCACUUUCUUUGUUUCGUUUUGGAAAACAAGAAGGUUUUUCUUUUGCUCACCAAGAAUUUCAUUCCCAAUUGUUAAUCUACUGCAACCCCCCCAAAGAUCUACCAGUAGAUCCCAGUCCACCUUCUGACCACCCCUGCUGUAUAGUUUUUAUGUUACUGGGAAGUAGGCAGGGAGACAAGAUGCACAGCUACUAUGCUAGCUGAGCAGCUGUGGUAUCCUGUGAGUAUUUGGUCUGGAACUGGGAUGGGGAGAAGCACAACCAGAUAACCAAAAAAAUGACGAGCUCCCUCGGCAUUCCUUGGUGCUACAGUCCACCAAUCGGGCUGCUUUGGAAAGGAUGCCUACAUUGCAGCCAUUUUUCAUGCUGGGCUUCCACCAAAUCUUGUAAACCCCCAGCCAGAGGAACUACAAUAUAGGAUUGUUCCCUUAAGUCAGCAGUGGCUAACCUUUUUCAGGCCAAGGACCUCAUUGACCCUUAGCCAACUCUCAAGGGGGCUACCUGCUAAAGUGGGUGGGAAACAAAUACCUUUUUAAUUAAAUGCUGAGUACAUAGAUUAGAAUCCCUCUUUCCCUUGCCUCUUGGCUCAUUGUAUUUUAAUUCCUUCCAUAUUGACCUGAGUCUUUUUUAAAAGCACUUCUUGUCAAUUCUCUCACCUCAGAUUUAAGAGAACGGGGGGGGGGUUGCUUUGUUUUUAAACCAGCUGCUCUGGGAUUACAAAAGUAAAGUCUUAGGACAAAGAAAACUUGAAGGGGAAAAUAAAGAAGGUGGUUUUGGUUUUGGAUUUACCUUGAUGAAUCUCCAAAGGAGCACAGGAAUAUUUUUCUCAAAAUAUUGGACAGAGUUGCAGAGGAGCUUCUCCUUGCUGGGCAGACAAAGCAAAAGAAAUCUCCCCCGCUGCCCCAAACCGGCACCUCUUUACAACACAACUGCAGGUGCGCCUCUUAGGCAGAUCUCAUUUUCUCUCCUCCUUUUAAUUUGAGUUGGUGUUCACUAGAACUUGGACCAAAGUUUGUUUUUUACUGCCAGGACUCAGCUCACAAACAGGCUUACGGAGCUAAUGCUUAGAAACCGUAUAUUAAGUGAUACGUUUUUUCUUUACUUGCUGAGUAACUGUAAGCAGUCUUGUAUAGCCCUUGUAGAAUUCCUAUCAAAGCAGUUUCCAGGUUAUUUUAAGGCAGCUGCAGCUUCUACAAAAGUAAAUGGCUUAUUGGAGCUCUCUCUACACCUUCCUAAUGAAUCAGCCUCAAGGCAAAAGCAAACAGAAGGUGCUAAAAAUCCUUCCAAAGACCAUGAACAAUCUGCUCAUCCUGAGUCUUCAUCUCAGCUUACGGAGUCUUGUGAAAUGACAGUGCUCUCCGCAAAGUCACGCAGGAGGCUUCUGAGACAAAGUUCUAGUUUGACAUAAUUGGCACUGAACGGAGCAUAUCCAGUGAAUUUACUUUGGUGUUUUUUUUUUCUUUUAAGGACUAGGCUCGUGCUGGGGAAUGUGUUGCAUAUUAAGGAGUCUUGAGUCACUGCCUGGUUGCCUGGCAGCAAUUUCUAGGUGCCAGUGGUGACCAGGAAACUUCUUUAUGGCAGGUCUGCUUCCAGUCCCUAAGAGGAAUGCUUUAGUUCAGCCAGUCCUAUUCAGGCUUUGUAAGUGCGGGUAGGGGCAGGCAGAGUUUCAUGGUGAAUAAAUAGACCACCUAUUUUUCUUUCCCACCCCAUGAUACCUUUCCCAGCUGUGCUGAUAAGAUAAUGCAUCCGUAUGGCAUAUCUCUGCCCAAUUCUCUGGAAUAACACUGCCAGCCAAAAUUAUUCAACAGUGGGUGACAGACAAACAGCCUGUUGUGGUAAAAAGCAGCGUCUUAUAUUCUUAGUGGGCUCUGUUUUAAGGCUGGUACCCAUGAAACCAAUCAUCUGAAACCUAAGUAGCCAGCAUGGUGGGAGGGUUCUGGAGAAUGGGAAAGAGAAAAUCUGUGUUUUCCUUUCCUUGCUCCUGAAAUACAGUGCAGAGAAGGUAGGUGGGCUUUUUAACGUCAUGUCAUACACCUGCCCCCACCUUAAUCCCUUUCUGUCAGGUUACUAACUAUCUUAGGGGUUUGCAGAGGCCAGUUUUCUCCCCCACCCCACAAUUUCCUUUUAUUUGGCACCCCUCAAUAUUCCGUACAUGCUGGAAACUUGCAUGUCAUGCUCUCUGUGAAUUUAAUAAUAAUGAUAAAUUAAUUUACAAACUAUUGUUUUUCUUUGUAUCCAGGGCAGGGGUUGCUCUGCAGAUGUUGCUGGGUUACAACAAAUCUGACAAUUUGCUGUGCUGAUUGGGUCUGAUGGGAGUUGUAGUCUACUGACAUUUGGAAGGCACUAUAUAGGCCCAACUAUGAAACCAAUCUUAUUACUUUUGAGUGACCCUGCUUUAUUUCCAAACUAAGAGGUAUUCUACUACCUGACUUUGCUAAUUGAGGGAAUGAGUAUCAGUGAAUGUAUUUGGUUGAAUGAUUAGGGCUGAGCUGACUCGUAUAGCCUUCAGAAAUGGGCUCUCUUAAAACUACUCUUUGUGCUGUAAUUCUUCUGUACUUUAUCUUAUCAGUAGACAGGAUGUAUACAUUUAUUUAUACGGAUUAUGUCUCUGUAGGUUCAUCAAGGAAGUAACAGCUUACUGAGCAAACUGAUUAAGCAAUCUUAUAAUGGAAGAAUAGAAUCAGUUUCUCUUAGUGGAGAUACUCCAAUUCAAAUGCUUCUAGAAAUUGGUGUAGAUAAGAUGAAGAGAGAUUAUGUUAGCUAUUUUGUAGGUAAGUCUGUUUUGCACAGCCAUCAUGAUAUUGGGUGACUGCAUCCAAACAAUCCAUCACUUUUGAAAUCAAUCUCUUUCAAUUAAAAAAUCUAGACGGGCAUGUCAUGAAAAAGGAUUUGAAGUUCUGUUGGGCAAAUUACUUAAUUACAUGUUAGGACUGUUUCCAUGAAUGCUACUUUUGGAUAUAAACCAACAAAAGUGACUUGUCUUACUCAACAAACUAUCAGCUGAGUUUUCCAGAUGGUCCUUGUCCUUACGUUGCUUUUCUACAUUAUCUUCACACAAUAUUUAGAGGAUUUCACUUUUUUAAAGACUAUGUUUUGGGGGGGGGGUUUGCAGAUAAUUUUUUUAGCAGCAGAAAGUGUUCAUAAGCCCCUGUAAGUGGGAAUGGUAGAAUAUAAAUAAAUGAAUGAGGAGAAGGUUUGCAUUUAAAGCAAAAGUACAAAGAUAGAAGAAAGAGAAUUGUUAGAGAUCAGAAGGGGAUACAAUGAUGAGUGCCAUGUAUGUACAAACUAAGUUUUCAAUAUUGGCUUCAGCACAUUUCUUAAAUCACCUCCCAUACAGGGAGCUAUUGACCCAAAUGUUUGGUUUUAUUCCACUAUUAUGUCUUACUGUCUUUGUUUGUUGGAAGCUAUCUGGAGUGGCUGGGGUAACGCAGUGAGAUGGGCGGCAUAUAAAUAAUACAUUAUUAUUAUGAUUAUGAAUAUUACUAAUGAAAUAUGAAUGUGUGCCAAGGUUUAAGUAAAACUUUGCAAAAAAACCUAACGUUUCUUCCCAUAUUCGUUAAUAAUAUACAGUUUAUGCACUAGAAUCUUAUUGAUGGAAUUUAUUAUUUUUCCCAAGUAUUUAGCAACUAAAAUUAUUGGUUGAACCAACAUUUUUACCACUGUACAUCUGUCUUUUUAUAUGUGUUACUAGGCAAUAGUUAUAGUACCAGUUUCCUUCUACAUUUUUACAUACCUUUAAUGACUCUGAUUGCACUUGGUGGUCUAGACUCGUGGUCAUGCUCCUAGAUCCAUUCAUUCAGGGGUUAUUUUGCUGACCUAAUUGAUAUUAUCAAUACAUUGUAUAUAGCACUGCCACUAAAACAGGGGCCUUCUGCUGCCUGUAAAUAUUAGUGGUUGCAAAACUGCCCUCUUUAAAAAAACGUUUUCUGAACCACUCUUCAAUAAAAAAUAAUCCCAGAGUGGGGUACAAUAUAAUAAGCACAAUAAAGCGUAAAUUAUAUUAGCAUAUAGAACUUUAAAACAGCAACAAAACACACAGAUCCAGUAGAAUUCUCCAAUAAGAAGUCAACCAAAGGCUGGGAUACAAAAAAAAAAGUGUUUUUAAUUUGUUAAGAAGUUAAAACUCUGCUGUGGCCAACCUGCAAGGUCUCUUUCUCAUCUGGGUUUCAUCUCAAGUUUUCUCAUUGGUCUUGGGCUCUUUGCAAAGCAAACUUGGAGGGAGGCUUGUGACUUUGUGUUAUAUUCCCAUUUGGUUUUUUUGUAGAAAUGAAAGUUUCCCCUUUAUUUAAAAUUAUGUUAAGUCAAACUAUCUUUGUUUCAGGCAAGGAAUUUGCAGUCCGAACUCACUUGGUAAGAGACUUCCAAUUUUCCUCUCUUCAAAACAGUAGUGAAUGACUGGCCCAGCCUGCACAGUGCUAGUUCUACUCUGAGUAAACCAACUGGAAUUAAUGGACCUAUGUUAGUCAUUCCCAUCCAUUUCAAUGGGUCUACUCUGAGCAGGACUAGCAUUUGAUACAACUCGCUGAUCUUGGCUACUUUGUUUCCCCUUGUGCUUUAUCUUUAUGCGCCCCCUCGCCCAGCUUGUUCGGAGUUUUGGGCUGGGUUGCCAUCAGUAUGCCGAUGACACCCAACUCUAUCUGUUGAUGGAUGGCCAUCCUGACUCGGCCCCAGACACACUGACCAGAUGUUUGGAAGCUGUGGCUGGAUGGUUACGUGGGAGCCGGUUGAAGCUAAAUCCUUCGAAGACAUAGGUCCUGUGGCUGGGACAGGGCGAUAUGGGAUUGGGGGGGCAACUCCCAUCUCUUGCGGGGGCGCAAUUAGUGCCAGCACCGUCCGUUAAGAGUUUGGGUGUAAUCGUCGACACCUCCCUUUCCAUGGAGGCGCAGAUUGCAGCUAUAACAAAGGCGGCAUUUUUCCAUCUCCGCCAAGCUAAGCAGUUGGCUCCUUACCUCUCUCGCCCUGACCUAGCCACUGUGAUCCACGCGACGGUCACCUCCAGACUGGAUUAUUGUAACUCGCUCUACGUGGGGCUGCCCUUGAGACUGACCCAGAAACUCCAGCGGGUGCAGAAUGCUGCAGCGAGACUCCUUACGAGGUCUUCGCUGCGAGAUCACAUUCACCCGGUGCUAUACCAGCUGCACUGGCUCCCGGUGGAGUACAGGAUCAGGUUUAAGGUGCUGGUUUUAACCUUUAAAGCCCUAUACGGCCUAGGACCCUCGUACUUAGGGGACCGCCUCUCCUGGUAUUCCCCACAGAGUAACUUACGGUCUUCAAAUAAAAACAUCUUGAAGGUCCCAGGCCACAGAGAAGUUAGGCUGGCCUCAACUAGAGCCAGGGCUUUUUCGGCUGUGGCUCCAAUCUGGUGGAACACUCUGUCACAAGAGACCAGGGCCCUGCAGGACUUGACAUCUUUCCGCAGGGCCUGCAAGACAGAGCUGUUCCACCAGGCCUUUGGCCAGGGCACAGCCUGACUCCCUCCCUCGGCAAUCUUCGCGGAGCUCUGGCCCAAUGGUUGCCAGUGGCUUGAAUUAAUUAAUUUUAUAAUGAAUGAUUUUAGAAUGUUGUUUAUGCUGUACUUUUGUACUGUUUUAUUGUUGUUAGCCGCCCUGAGCCCGGCUUCGGCUGGGGAGGGCGGGAUAUAAAUAAAAUUUAUUAUUAUUAUUAUUAUUAUUAUUAUUAAGAAGCAGUAAACCAUAAUUCCCGGAUUACCAUUGUUUCCAAACUGGAGAUGGUGGUUUGCUUCAUUUCCAACAGACUAUAGUCAGUGAGCCAAAAACAAAUGUUGGUUACAGUUAAGGGGUUUAAGGGAGUGGGGCAGACCAUGAUCCCUGGUUUGGACAGAACACUGGGCCAAGAAUCAUGGUUUGUUUCCACAUGACAACGGGGGGAGCAAAGCACCUGUUCACAGUAAACCAUUAACUAUGGUUUACUAUGAUGAGCGAACUAGACCUUUUAUGAGUGGAACUGCAGCAAUUCUUUUGGCUUAGUCUUUCUUGAGUAAAGUAGGGGUGAGCGCUGUCUUGCAUGUAUUGAAGUAUUUGCAUUGUAUUCUGUCUUAACCCAGCAACUUAUAUAUAUUUGGUGUCUCUCUUAAAAGCUAUUGAUUUUUGUUCUUUGCCACCUCUUUGUCUUGAAGGACUACUUCAUGUCAACUUCAGUAGAUCUGCAGGAGCAGGUUCAGCGCAUCCAGAAACUCCACCAUAUGUUAGAGAUCGUGGACAAUUGUGUAGAACUUCUUAAACUUGAGCAAGAGAACCUCAUCUUCUUGACACAGUAAUUGUUUACCAGCAAAUCUCAAUAGCAAGGACAAGUGAAUUCUCUGGAAUACUGAUAUGUGGAAAGGGAAAAUGGCCAUCUUAAUUGAGGAUGGAGGCUGCAAUCCCAAUCCCCACUAUGAGUGGGGUAGAAAUAAUAAAUUAUUAUUAUUAUUUAACCCUUUUAUUUUCCUGUGUAUCAUAUUAUAUACUGCUGCUAACUCCUUUCUCCAUUUGUAAGUGGUUUUAAGAGAAGUGCAGCUGUCACAAAAAUGCAACUUGGGGGCAAAUAUAUAAUAAUGAUUGGAUUAUUGAGGUCUUACUCUUGGACACCCAAGUUGCUGUGUGUCAAGUUUUUGGCCAUAGAAUAUAUUUCUAAAGGGGAGGGGAGUACUGUUUAAUUCUUAACAGCUAAGCUCUAAAUCAGUGGCUCCCAAUUUUUUUUCAUGCCACCAACACCAUGGUUACAUAAAUUAAUACCCAGUGCCACCUACUCUAUAAAAACCAUUAUUCAGAAUAGUGGCUUGUACAACCUACUAAGGAAGAUAACAGCACAAUAAAAUUCAAAACAAUAACACUUAAUUGCACAUUUAUUCAAAAUCCAAUAAAACUAUUUAGUUCAGUUAAUUCAACUAUAUUGAUGAUACCAGCUUUUCAAAGUCUGAUGGCCAUUUACACUUCCUCUGGCCCCUGCUGCCCACUUGCCUUUUACCGCCCUCCAGAGGACAGUACCAGCCACUUUGAGAACCACAGCUCUAAAUUAAAGUGUCUCUCUGCUCCUAUUUAAGAAAUCAAAAAUCAGUUGAAGGGAUUUCCUGUUGCUGCUAUUUCCUGUAAAGGCCCCUAAGUUUUUCAGCAUGAAUGUGCUCUUUGCACAACUCCUGUUCACUCUGGCACUUAUGAAAAUAGCUUCCAAAUAGGUUGUGCUUUGCCUGAGUGUAUCUCAUACCUUUUUGCCAGCUGAUCACUGUAAAGAUUAAGGAUGUAGCUGGUUUGGAAUUAAUUUGUAGGGAUCAAUAGUUAACAUUCCCUGGGUAUCUCUUCAGAGCUCUGAUAUUCAAAGAAAUUCUCUUUUCCUAGGUCCUGUAUAAAUUACUACAAGGAAAACCCCCUGAAUGAAAAUAAUGUAUUUCAGCUACCAGUCAGGACAACUUUUGUGAAGGAGUUCUACCAAAAGUAAGCUAGGCCUCAGUAUUUGAACCCUGGAAUUUAAAUGCCUGUAGAGCAUUAACUGCCAGGUUGUCUUAUAAUUGGCUUUCUUCUUGACUGUCCUUCAGUGCAAAUCCUCAAGUGUGGAGAGCGGAAAUCAGCAGUGGGCAAGGAGAGAAAAAAGUGAAAACAAUAUGGCAACUGAGCACCACAGUGCCAGCUGAACACAUGAGCUCAAGCAGUGUAGGUGAGUGGGUCUCUAUGAUCUGAAUUUCAGUGUCUGUAUUUGCUUCUUUGUCUCUCCCCACUCUGCCUCAUUCCACUUCCUGUAGCCUGCCUUGCAAAUGCCUUAUUAUUGGGAAUCUUAUUUUCCAGUACUGGAGCUGAUGGCAGACUGGUGAUUGCCAAUGCAGACGCAUCUUACAUGUGGUUUAAAUGAGUAGACCUGAGGCAUGUGUGAAGACUUGCAUAUCAGCAAGGGAGAGGCUAUUUAUAUGUACGAGAGAUCACUCAUUACAGUUCCUUUUGGCCUCCAAAAAUGAAGGGAAUUUCUGGGGUGUAGCUUACAGGAGUGUCAUUCUCUAGAAAGAGAAGAUGGGUUUCUUCUAUGAAGUGUGUGUGUUGAACUGAGGAAAGGUAAACAACAAGGGCACUGGCUCACAUAACUCCCCAAACUAGUUCGUAGAGAGGCAUUAUAGUUUUUCAGUGAGUUUGGAAACAAGUUCCUUAUUGGUUACAGUCAGGGCCAUGCAGCUGAUGGGUUGAUUAAUUUUGAUGGCUUUGCUCUGAGGUCUUCAGAAAGGGAGAAGUACCAUCUUUCCACUUACAGCUAUGGCUUAUGUAGUGGAGGUCAGAUGCUAAGAUGAAGGUUACCACCAGAAUGUAGAUGUCAGAUCCAGAUUUCAUCUCAAACUGUUCAGAGAUUCUCUGAAAAAACAUUGGACGUUUUGCUCCUGGAAAGAAAAUCCUAGAUAGACCAGGUCUCCACAUUCUACCUAGGGACUAUGUGUUUUUGUCUUAGUUAUUCUAACUAAGAUCCUGUGGAUGGGCUUCUGUCCUCUUUUUCUGUGCAAGAAAGUGUUCCGUGUCAGUGAGUUUCCGGGUUUCUUGAAUUGUAUAGUUCAGCUUAUUCCUUCACUCUGGGAGCUUCCAAACCUGAGAAAGUCCCCCUCCCCAUGGAAAACACAGAAGUCUCCCCUUUUACUUAACCAGGAAAAGCUUCAUGGAUAAGUCCAAUGUUUUGCUCUUAACAUCCCAUGUAGCACCUCAUAAUCCACUUGUUGUGGUUUCUCUACCUGUCACCACUUUUCUUUGGUCUUGCAGGUCUUCUGGAUGAUACUGAAGAUGGUGGCAGUAAAGAAAUGUCUUUUAUUACCUUCACCAAGUGCUCUCAGGUGUACUUUACAUAAAAUAUUGGCAGUAUUUCCUGUUCUUCCCGUAAGAGCCUAGGGCAUCUAACAAUAGUCAAAUAUAAAAUCUACAUAAGACAGUUAUUAAAACCAAUAUAAUAGUAAAAAAUGCAGUUGAGCAGAUAGCAGGAGGAAGAUCUAUUUUGCAUGCAGAAAGUUUUGAGAGAGAUUACUGCCAAUCAGUAUAGAUAAUACUGAGCUGGACGGACCAAUAAUCUGACCCCAGAACCAGGCAGCUUUCUGUGUUCCUGAAAUUUAGUAGUCGCAGGCCUCUUGACACUGAAAUUGUGCUUAUGUCUAGUAACCACCAAUAGAUCCAUUGAAGAUUCAUAGAUAGUACUGAGAUAGUAUGUUCUGACUCUAUAUAAGACAACUUCCUUAUGUUUAGGGAAGCUUUUAAUGCCUGAUGUUUUAAUGUAUUUUUAAUAUUUUAUUGGAAGCCCCCUACCAGAGUGGCUGGGGAAAUCCAGCCAGAUGGGCGGGGUAGAAAUAAUAAAUAAAUGAUGGUGAUGAUGUUCCUGAUAAGUGGACUGUUGGACUCCACUCCAGCUUUGUAGCAAAGUCAAUACGCAAAGCAGAGUUGCAGCCUUAAAGUUUAAGGUUUAUUCUUUGCUCCUGGUAAACAUUUAUGUAGUGUCUACAGUGUGCCAGAAGUUAAUAUACUCAUUUGUCCACAAUACUUGGAAUUUAUGUUAGGUAGAUGGGACUGAACUGAGAGGAAGCGAGGAGGGUUGUGGGCUAGCAAAGGAAACGUGGGGAUGUCUGGGAGAGUGGCAGUGAAAAAUGAGGUAGUGAGGACUGUGUUGAAAAGCAAGACACUUCUAUUGACAGGUAACCUACUUAAAAAAUGCUUGUUUUAGCUAUUGAGUAACCCUGAACCAGUUGGUACCUAAUUCUCUAUAAUUCAAAUAACAUUUUCUUAAUGAAAGCCUCAGCAGAAGGUUGUAUUUUUGCUAAAUUAAUCAGAAAAGACUUUAGACUGGUAGAUCUCAGUGUUUGUUACACUUUUCAAAUUUUACAUCAUUUCAGAAGCAUAUCACAGGGUUGGACUGCAAGUAUUUUCCUGAUGUCUAAGAAAGGUAAAAAAACAACAACCCAACAACUGUCAUCCAAUCAGUCUAAUUGAUGUUAAAAUUCAAGCUAAGUUCUUUCUUUUACAAGCAGGAGUUUUGGGCAGCAGCAAGUGAGGUUUAGUGUGGGAUUUUCAACAUUGAACUCUUCUUAGAUAUUAUUUAUAUAUUCCCAAAGGGCCAUUUUUAUGUAGCCUUUCUUAAUUUUUGAAGGCCACUUUUUACUUCAGAAGCAGACAAACGGUAUGUUAAAUUCCUCUCCUAAUUUAGAUCAGAGAUUGCUGUGUCUAGUUAAGUCCCACAGCAUAGUCUGAAGAUGCAGCCACCUUGCCAAAGGUGAUUGAGUUCCAUAUUGGAAAAAAGAUAGGUUAUGAAUGUAAAAUAAAAAUUUGCUACUUUGUUA
Messenger RNA from Podarcis lilfordi (Lilford's wall lizard), 20947 nucleotides. Lineage: Eukaryota; Metazoa; Chordata; Lepidosauria; Squamata; Lacertidae. The record is from the annotation of a GenBank genome assembly.